Messenger RNA from Chilo suppressalis (striped riceborer), 1146 nucleotides. The record is from the annotation of a GenBank genome assembly. NCBI's taxonomy places the organism in Eukaryota, Metazoa, Arthropoda, Insecta, Lepidoptera, Crambidae.
AUGAUACCAGAUAACGUGACGCUGAUUGUUAAGGCACCGAAUCAACAAAUUGAAGAUCAGAAUAUAGAAUGCCAAUCGUCAUGGACUGUACGCCAGCUGAAAGGACAUCUUUCCGAAGUGUAUCCUAGCAAACCGAGGACAGAAGAACAGAAGAUAAUCUACUCUGGCCAACUGCUGGACGACAACACUAUAUUAAAAGACGUAUUACGCACGUACGAAAGCCAGAUCGCGCAUACUAUGCACCUGGUGUGCUCACCAAAUAAAAGGAUGCCACCGCCACAGAAGACCCAACCCCCAGUAGAACCUCCCACUGAUGGAUUGAGGCAGAGAAAUGUACCAACGACCAAUACUGCCAAUCCGACCCCAACCGAACCCCGUCCAGAAAUGAGACAGAACGACCAAAACCACAAUGUUGAGAUGCAGAACUAUUUGAGUUCAUUCGUGAACAACUAUGGGAGAGUGCCUCCGUACCCAAACUAUAAUUUUGGAGAAGGAUACCUCCCUGUGCCGAAUGACCCAGCGUUGUUAGCCAACCACAUGAUGAUGAUGCAGCAAGCUUAUAUGCAAUACAUGCAGCAGUAUGCCAACAUGUGGCAAGCGACCACCACAGUGCCUGGCGCCGCAGUAGGCACUGGGCCCGUCCCAACCACGGAGCCUCCGCCCGCCGCGGCCGCGCCACCCGUCGUAGGGGGAGGGGAGGAAGAAGAAGGCCAGGCCCAGGAUUGGCUGGAGCAAAUUUACGCGGCUUCCCGAUUGGCGAUCCUGCUCUCUCUGGUGUAUUUGUAUGGCAGCCCUGCAAGGUUGCUUCUAGUGUUACUGCUGGCAGCUGCUGGAUACCUACACCAAAUUGGUUUCUUCCGUGAUCUGCACGCCAACCACGAGGUGGCACAACCUGAGAACCAGCCGAACAACCCGAACCAGAAUCAACCUGACAACCAAAAUGUACCCGGCAACCAGAAUCAACCGGAAAACCAGAUUCCACCGGGCAACCAAAAUCAGCCUGGCAACCAAAACGAAAAUGCCAGCAAUCAACCAGAAAGUCAACCCAUCAACCCACAACCUGCAGCGAACGACCAAUCUUUACUGGCAGUGGGAUGGAUGAUUUUCACAUCGUUCUUCGCUUCCUUGAUACCGGAGGCAAAUUAA